This is a messenger RNA of Centruroides sculpturatus (bark scorpion), 2113 nucleotides long. Its product is annotated as cytochrome P450 4C1-like. The coding region runs from base 217 to 1557 and encodes 446 amino acids. The transcript has 11 exons. NCBI's taxonomy places the organism in Eukaryota, Metazoa, Arthropoda, Arachnida, Scorpiones, Buthidae. The record is from RefSeq and is a predicted model, not a curated record. Gene Ontology annotation, molecular function: heme binding; monooxygenase activity; oxidoreductase activity, acting on paired donors, with incorporation or reduction of molecular oxygen.
GAAAUAUUGUUCGAAAAGCAAUUCGUAUUUGCAUUAGUCGCAGUGUUUUUAAUCUUUGUUUACCUCUCGGUUAAGAGCUGGAAAUGCCAGACGAAAGCGAAUGAAGGAAGACAAACACAUUUCAGAUUCCUCACGUAUCAAUUAUUAUGGAAUUUAAUCUUUUGUCCUAGUAAAGCACUAAACUAUAAAAAGUUUAUUGACGUGUAUCUUCUUCAAAUGUUAGAAGGAUUUUGCUUGAUAAAUCCAAAGGAAAAAGCGAUAAAAAUUUCUGUCAACGGAAGUAAUUAUUUUCUGUUUUCUCAUCCCGAAACAAUUGAAAAAGUAUUGAAAAGUUAUAACACGAUUAACAAAGAUACCUUUUAUAAUAAGUUCCGUUUUUUAAUCGGAACAGGACUCAUUACUAGCUCUUACAACAAAUGGAAGACACGAAGAAAGAUGUUAAAUCCUGCAUUUCACUUUCGAAUUCUCGAAGAUUUCCAAGAAAUCUUUUAUAGAAAGUCGGAAACUUUUGUGCAGAAAUUAAAAAAUAAACGUGAAUCCGAGGUGUUUGACAUAAUUCAAUUAACUUCACGUUGCACUUUGGAUGUAAUUGCGGAAUCUGCAAUGGGGAUUCAUAUAAACGCUCAAGAUGAUUCCAACACCGAAUAUGUACAAGCUGUCGAACGGGUUACAUCAAAGUUUGCUGAUUUAUUUAUGCAACCUUGGUUUUGGUUACGUCCUUUCUCUUACUUCUACCCAUUGAUAAAAGUCAUCAAGAAGUGUAGAAGAAUAGUUCAUCAACUUCACUUAAAGGUAAUCAAAGAAAGAACAGAAUUAAUCAAACGAAUUCAACACAUGGAUGAUUUUCAAGGAGAGGAAAAGACUUUAGGAAUAAAGAAGAAAAGAGCUUUUCUGGAUUUGCUUCUGUUUCAUCACCUGACAGAUGGAACUCUUUCUGAAAAAGAUGUCAAAGAGGAAGUCGACACAUUUAUGAUUGCUGGAUUCCAUACCGUAACCGUGGGUAUCGGCUGGACUUUAUAUUUUUUAGGAUUGCAUCAAGACAUUCAAGAAAAGGUGUUUGAAGAAUUGAAAGGGAUUUUCGCUGAAGAGGAAGAUAGAAUGAUAAAUACAGAAGACUUAAGAAAGAUGAAUUACUUGGAAUGUGUAAUUAAGGAAUCGAACAGAAUUUAUCCACCUGUUCCAUUAAUUAUCAGAAGAAACAUUUCAGAAAUGAAAGUAGGAGACAUUAUAUUACCACCAAACUCUUCCAUUAUGAUAAAUAUUCACGCACUUCAUCACAAUCCGACCGUCUACGAGAAUCCAGAAAUUUUCCAUCCGGAUCGAUUUCUUCCAGAGAAUUUCCAGAAACGUCAUCCGUACGCAUUUUUACCUUUUUCUGCCGGUCCACGUAAUUGCAUCGGUCAAAAAUUCGCCACGAUGGAGAUGAAGACUGUCCUGGCCAACGUCAUUCGAAAUUUUAAAGUUUAUUCAGUGAAUCCUCGCGACAAAAUGUUCGAAAGUUCAGAUAUCGUUCUGCGAUCAAAAUAUGGAAUAAGAAUGUAUAUUGAACGGCGGUGAGGUUUUAAGGCAUAUGCGUAUGACAUUAUCAUUAUUACUUCUGAAAAAUAAAAUGAUUUAAUGGGCUGAAUUUUAUGUCGAUAUAAUAGACUUAUAUACGUUGUGUGAAGUUUUUAUUACUAAUAUAUAAACAUUGGAAACUCAAUUUCUAAAUUAAAUUAGAGAAUACGAAGUUUAGGCAAACAUAAAGUUAGCUUAAAUAAGGUUAGGGAUAUUCUGUAAAUGGAAAAAAAUCGCGAUCCACUUACUGAAUUAAAGUAAACUUAUCUGUAGUUUUCAACGUAAUCUCCCUGAUUUGAGAUGCACGGUCGAGAUGGAUCGUCGGAGUAAGUGCAUCUCAAACCAGAUUGUGGAUGACCCAGAGGAAUAUUUUUUCUGUUUUUAGGUGUGGCUACUCUGAAAUAGUAUAUGUCAUAUCCUAAUUAAUUUCACAUUUUUUUCGGCCAAGAUAUUUUUUUUUGCAAAUGCAAAGAGAUGACAGAAGAGUGCAUGGUCUAGAUUGUAUGAGGAUGUGUUGUUCCAUUUUAAUUUUUGGAUGUCAUACACGAUAAAACGA